AGAGGUCUAUUUUAGAUUUGAAAGUCUCUGGAGAUGGCUCGUGGAAAAAACGUGGAUUCAAAUCGCUGUACGGAGUUGUAACGGUCAUAGGCUACUAUUCGGGCAAAGUCAUCGAUUUAGUUAUCAAAAGUAGCUAUUGCCAUGCAUGCACAUUUUGGAAAAAAAAGGUGAACACUCCAGAAUACGAAGAGUGGUAUAUAAAUCACGAGGAAGAGUGUACAAAAAAUCACGAGGGCUCAGCCGGAAAAAUGGAGGUCGAUGCGAUUACAGAAAUCUUUUUAAGAUCAGAGGAAAAGUACGGCGUUAAAUAUGGUAAUUAUAUUGGAGACGGAGACUCCAAAACUUUCAAGGCCAUUCUAGAUAAGAAUCCUUACGGUGAUGAAUUUCAAGUUGCAAAAAGCGAAUGCAUUGGCCACGUAGAGAAAAGAAUGGGCAUUCGGCUCCGAAAUAUAAAAUAAACACAAGAACUCGGUGGUAAGGGCAAACUAACGGAUGCUUUAAUUAAAAAGCUCACAACGUACUAUGGUCUGGCAAUUAGAAGAAAUGCGAAUAGUAUUGAGGGAAUGAAAAAAAGUAUUAUAGCCACUUAUUACCAUUUGAUCUCUACGGAUGAGAAGCCACAGCACGAAUACUGCCCGCCCGGCGAAGACAGCUGGUGUAAGUGGCAGAAAGAAAAAGCUAUUGAAGCAAAUUUGGAUUCUUUUGAGCACCCUCCUCCACUCGAUCCAACAGUCGCAAAACACAUUCUUCCAAUUUAUGAAGAUUUAUCUAAGGAAGAAUUACUUCAGAGAUGCUUGGGCAGUCAUACGCAGAAUUCAAAUGAAAGUUUCAAUUCUACGAUUUGGCGUUUAGCUCCAAAACAUCUUAAUUCUGGGCUGAAAAUAGUUGAAAUUGCAUCCUACAUCGCUGCUGGAGUCUUCAAUGAAGGAUAUUCUUCCAUUCUACAAAUUAUGAUGGAGUUACAAAUAAUUAUUGGGAGCCAGACCAAGCACUAUGCUGAGAACGUCGACGGGCGCCGGGUAUCUCGACAGGAGCGGCGCAACUCUUUCAACUCUAAAGAAGCUCGAAAGGCCAGAAGAGAGCAGUUAUUGGAGCAGAACGAGUUCUUCGAGGAAGCAGAAGGAUUGUUCUAUGGCGCCGGGAUUGCUGACUAAGAGGAUCAAUAUCACGGACGCCAUUUGUCCAGCAGCUGAGCAACUCGCACGCGUACCUGCCAAAUGGGAUGCU
This is a messenger RNA of Odontomachus brunneus, 1227 nucleotides long. RefSeq lists its product as uncharacterized. The transcript has 2 exons. The record is from RefSeq and is a predicted model, not a curated record. NCBI's taxonomy places the organism in Eukaryota, Metazoa, Arthropoda, Insecta, Hymenoptera, Formicidae. The coding region runs from base 564 to 1154 and encodes 196 amino acids.